Messenger RNA from Penaeus chinensis, 2914 nucleotides. RefSeq names its product reticulocalbin-2-like. Gene Ontology annotation, molecular function: calcium ion binding. The record is from RefSeq and is a predicted model, not a curated record. The transcript is spliced from 7 exons. The coding region runs from base 207 to 1211 and encodes 334 amino acids. Lineage: Eukaryota; Metazoa; Arthropoda; Malacostraca; Decapoda; Penaeidae. Gene Ontology annotation, cellular component: endoplasmic reticulum.
GGCAUUUACCAGUAGCAGAUGUUGUUGAUGGUGGCGUUGGAUGGCAGCUGGUCGCGACAUCUCCCAUUCUACUCUUUAGACACUUGUGAAGGACACGUCACUGGUCACUACGUGGAGUCAAGUCAAAGGGCAGAGGGAAGAGGGGAGGAAGAGGACAGAGAGAGCAGAGGAGCUGAAGGCAGACGGAAGGGAGAUAAGGCAUAAAAAUGAAUCAUUGGAGCUUAUCCCUGGGAUUGGUAUUGGGUGUGCUGGUGCUAAGAGAAGCCACUGCCCACACACACCACCUGCACAAUGCCCAGAAAGAGCGAGAGGCAGAUGGUGCCAGGACCCCACGAGACCACGGCCAUUAUACCGAUGGGGAACACAAUGCUGAUUUCGACCAUGAAGCAAUUCUAGGUAGUGUCAAAGAUGCUGAAGAGUACGAUCAACUCCCAGCCAUGGAGGCAAAAAGACGGCUGGAGAUCCUGCUGGUGAAGAUGGACCGCGACAAUGACAAACAUAUUGAUCGUAAGGAGCUCCAUUCUUGGAUUCUCCGCUCUUUCAGAAUGCUGUCAGAGGAAGAGAGUUCUGAGCGCAUGGAUGAGGUGGAUGAAGAUGAAGAUGGGUAUGUCACCUGGGCUGAGUACAUUGCCGAGACCUAUGGCAUCAAGGAUCCCGAGGACCAGCAGCUCUUAGACCAGGAGGACCAAGUUGAAGAACAGAGGCUCUUGCGUGAGGACCGACAGUUAUUCAAUGCGGCAGACAAGAACAUAGAUGGAAGACUGGAUGAUAUGGAAUUCCUAGCCUUCUCGCAUCCAGAGGAGAGCCCCGACAUGCUUCCUAUUAUCUUGCAGCAGACACUAGAGGAGAAGGAUACCAACAAUGAUGGUCUCAUCGACUUCCAGGAAUACAUUGGGGAUAAAGAGUUCGAGGUUGAUGAAGAAAUUAUGAUGAAGCGUGAAUUUGUGCGCAAGCAUAAGCCAGAUUUUGAUAAGUUUGACUUAAAUAAUUCUGGUUUCCUUGAGGUUGACGAGGUUGGGCCUUUAAUGGAAACAAGCAAGGACAUAGCGGAGGAUGAGGUGGAUCAUCUGUUUGCCGCAGCAGAUGACGACAAUGAUGACUUGCUGUCCUUCUUGGAAAUCCUCGAUCACCACGACGUCUUUGUAGGCUCAGAAGCUACAGAUUACGGCGAUCACCUGCACAACCUUGACCGCUUCGAUGACGAAUUGUGAGGCUGUGAUGGGCAUCUCGCAGAUAGAUAGGCCUAGUUGUGAGAGAUGGGAGUAGGGAGUAGUUCUUCAUGAUGUUGGUCAGCGUCAAUGGGAACAGCAUGGUAGCUCUGCAAGAAUGAAGUGCUCCUGUGCUGAUACAGAGGUUCCUUGUGGGAAUAGAGUGUGCCACUUCCCUUUUGUUGUUCGUGUUGUUAUUUUAUCAUGAAUUUUUCUGUGAAUUUUAGUUAUGUAGUCGAAAAGAAAACCUGUUAGUAAUUUAUAGUGCCUGUAUAUGCAUUUAUCAUUUGUUUGGGCAUUAGAAAAGGAAGUGUGAAUGUAUUAGUUCACAGAUCUUGCUGUAUAAACCACCUUGCAAGGUCCAUUGUGUGUGUUUAUUGAAAACAAUAUGCCUUUCUCAACCCUUUGAAUAAUCUUUGUUUUAUGAUAUUAUAUUGAAUAAUUGUUAUUAAUUUAUUGAUUAGGUCUUUAUACUCUAAAGAUUUAUGUUACUCUUCAACUUUUAGGCUAACUUGCCAGGAUAAUGUCUCUUGUAUCCACUUUGAAAAAUAAUUCUAGGGUGAUCAAGUCUAAUUUCAAAAUGUAAACACAUUAUAAACAAGCAGCUACAUUACUAUUGAAGAGUUUGAGGGUAACCAGGUUAGCUUAAAAAUAGUGUUGUUGUAACAUUUAUGCUUUUGAAAUUUAACACAGCAAUGUAGUCUAAUUUGAGUCCAGUGGAUGUUUAUGCAGCAAGCCCUCACACUAUGGGGUUUUAUGAUCAGGAGCAGUUCAGUCUAAUCAAUUCAGGUUUCCAAAAAGGCUUCCAGGGUGACAUCCUUCAAGAAAUCAUGAGUCUUCUCAAGUGUCAUUCAGUGCUACUUGGCUUCUUAAAGACUUUCUCUUGUAUUGAUAACAACCUCUGGCCCAUUCAUCAACACGCACAGCUGGAACAUUUAACUUGGGCCAUCUGUCAUGUGUCCAAUUGCAAAAAAUGAAUCUCAGCUAUUGAAUCUUUUCAAUGCAUAUUUAGGCACACCGUUCAACAAAUCUUGACUUAAGCAACGAUAAUAUAGCUGUGUAGGUUUGACACGACUACCAGUAUUUAUUUUGCACUUUCACUGCCGAUUCUUUUUGUACUUUUUUUUUUUCUCAAUUGAUUUCUCUUUGAGACCUCACUCGUGCAUUUUCUAACUUCACUCUUGCACCUUGAAUUUGCAUUUGUGAGUGCCUGCAUUCUUGCAUUCGUGCUUAUUCCUAAUCAGUUGUUUUUUUCUUUUAAUUUUGGUAAUGAUGAGUAAUGACUGUGAAAAUUAUUGUUUUAAAAUCAAAACAGAAGUUAUUUUUUUAAAACUAAUAACUCUUUUGUAAGUUAAGUUUAACAGAUUGCUUUGGAUAAGAUACUGAGUCAUAAAACAAAUGCCAUUAACAUGAAACUUACUUUGCAUAGCAGAGUAAAAGGAAUUCUAGCAAGGGUCAGUACAAUUCUGUUUUGAAUUUGUCAGAUGAUAAAGAAUAUGUUUAAGCAGAUUUCUAGUUAUACAAUAAUUAAAUGGAUAUGAUAUGAUAAAUUUAACUUAAAUACAUGACUGUUUUAGCAUUUCCCAAGUCUGAAACUGAAAACUAGCCGAGAACUUUGUACACAUGCUUUUAUUUCUAUUUUUUUGUAUCCAAGUGCCAUAUGUCCAGCUGGGCACUGGGCUUAAUAUAUUGUUUUGAUUUUUUAA